CCCGCGAUGGAGCCCGCAGCCCGGGGUCGCGCCCCGCCCUGAGCGCCCCCGCAGGCGGCCAUGCUGCCCCGAGGGCGCCCCCGGGCGCUGGGGGCCGCCGCGCUGCUGCUGCUGCUACUGCUGCUGCUGCUGCUCGGAUUCUUCCAGUUCGGCGGGGACCUGGAGCGUGAGCGCCGCGGGCGGGCAGGCGAGGGGGGGGGCCCGGGAUCCUGCCCCUGCGCGCUGACGCCACGUGUCCCCCCAGACGGCCGGCCGCGGGGGGCUGCUGCCCUCGACGGAGCCCCGCCGGCGGACGCUGGGGGCCACAACCGCUCCGACUGCGUCCCGCCGCGGCCGCUGCCGCCCAAGUGCGAGCUCUUGCACGUGGCCAUCGUGUGUGCGGGACAUAACUCCAGCCGGGAUGUCACCACCCUGGUGAAGUCUCUGCUCUUCUACAGGAAAAAUCCACUGCACCUCCACUUGGUGACUGAUGCCGUGGCCAGGAGCAUCCUGGAGAUGCUUUUCCACACAUGGAUGGUGCCCGCUGUCUGGGUCAGCUUCUACGACGCUGAUGAGCUCAAGCCCCAGGUCUCCUGGAUCCCCAACAAGCACUACUCUGGCCUCUACAGGCUAAUGAAGCUGGUGCUGCCCGGCACUCUGCCCCUUGACCUGGCCCGUGUCAUUGUGCUGGACACAGAUGUCACCUUUGCCUCUGACAUCGCAGAGCUCUGGGCGCUUUUUGCUCACUUUUCUGACGAGCAGGUGAUCGGUCUUGUGGAGAACCAGAGCGACUGGUACCUGGGCAACCUCUGGAGGAACCACAGGCCCUGGCCUGCCUUGGGCCGGGGCUUCAAUACAGGCGUGAUCCUCCUGCAGCUGGACCGGCUUCGGCAGGCUGGCUGGGAGCAGAUGUGGAGGCUGACGGCUACGCAGGAGCUCCUCACCCUGCCUGCCACCUCGCUGGCCGACCAGGACAUCUUCAAUGCCGUCAUCAAGGAGCACCCGGGGCUGGUGCAGCCCCUGCCCUGCGUCUGGAACGUGCAGCUGUCAGACCACACGCUGGCCGAGCGCUGCUACUCGGAGGCGUCUGAUCUCAAGGUGAUCCACUGGAACUCACCAAAGAAGCUGCAUGUGAAGAACAAGCACGUGGAAUUCUUCCGCAACCUCUACCUGACCUUCCUGGAGUACGAUGGGAACCUGCUGCGGAGAGAGCUCUUUGGGUGCCCUAGCCUGCCCCCACCUGGGGCCGAGCAGUUGCAGCGGGCGCUGGCACAACUCGACGAGGAGGAUGCCUGCUUCGAAUUCCGGCAGCAGCAGCUCACUGUGCACCGUGUGCACAUCACCUUCCUGCCCCAUGAGCCGCCGCCCGCCCAGCCCUAUGAUGUCACCCUGGUGGCCCAGCUUUCCAUGGACCGGCUGCAGAUGCUGGAAGCCCUGUGCAGGCACUGGCCGGGCCCCAUGAGCCUGGCCUUGUACCUGACAGACGCAGAGGCCCAGCAGUUCCUGCGUUUCGUCGCGGCCUCGGCGGUGCUUUCUGCCCGGCAGGAUGUGGCUUACCAUGUGGUGUACCGGGAGGGUCCCCUCUACCCCAUCAACCAGCUUCGCAACGUGGCCUUGGCCCAGGCCCUCACGCCUUACGUCUUCCUCAGUGACGUUGACUUCCUGCCUGCCUACUCCCUCUACGACUACCUCAGAGCCUCCAUCGAGCAGCUGGAGCUGGGCAGCAGGAGGAAGGCGGCUCUGGUGGUGCCAGCGUUUGAGACCCUGCACUACCGCUUCAGCUUCCCCAGUUCCAAGGCCGAACUGCUGGCCUUGCUGGACGCUGGCUCUCUCCACACCUUCAGGUACCACGAGUGGCCCCGGGGUCACGCGCCCACAGACUACGCCCGCUGGCGGGAGGCUCAGGCCCCAUACCGUGUGCAAUGGGCAGCCGACUACGAGCCCUACGUGGUGGUGCCACGUGACUGUCCCCGCUACGACCCCCGCUUUGUGGGCUUUGGCUGGAACAAGGUGGCCCACAUCGUGGAGCUGGAUGCACAGGAAUAUGAGCUCCUGGUGCUGCCGGAGGCCUUCGCCAUCCACCUGCCACACGCCCCGAGCCUUGACAUCUCUCGCUUCCGCUCCAGCCCCACCUAUCGCGACUGCCUGCAGGCCCUCAAGGACGAGUUCCACCAGGACCUGUCCCGACACUACGGGGCUGCUGCUCUCAAAUACCUCACGGCCCUGCAACAGCCCCGAGGCCCCGCCACCUGACCCCCAAGAUGGGCCUGUGUGCCCCCCGCCCCGCCCCUCGCCUCGGCCCUCACACGGUCCCUGCAGACACUAGAGCAACUUCGCCGCCCCUCCCACCUCCCGCUAUUUAAAUUAUUUAAGGUCUCUGUGGGAAGGGCUGUGGUGGAGCAUCUGUGGGGUGGGUCCUGGGGGCACCCCUUGCUGCUCUUUAUGGCUGGGUCUAGUCUCCCUCUGCCCCAGCUAGUUUGGGGCUGGUUCCCCCAUCAACGGUAUAUCCCUUUUUCAUAAUUAAAGUUUUAAAAGCUC
This is a messenger RNA of Diceros bicornis minor, 2517 nucleotides long. RefSeq names its product LARGE xylosyl- and glucuronyltransferase 2 (gene LARGE2). Gene Ontology annotation, molecular function: xylosyltransferase activity; glucuronosyltransferase activity. Gene Ontology annotation, biological process: protein O-linked glycosylation via mannose. The record is from RefSeq and is a predicted model, not a curated record. Lineage: Eukaryota; Metazoa; Chordata; Mammalia; Perissodactyla; Rhinocerotidae.